UUUUGAUUCCUCUCUGAUGAUGUGGGGUAAUUUGUGCACAUUUCAGCCUUAAAGACGGUGAAAAAUAAGAAGUUCACAAUGUACAGCUCAAAAGAACUGGAAGGAGGGGAAGUUGAUCAACCGUUCCAGGACAGCAACUGUGAUGUGAUCGGCACCAUACCAGAAGAACCCAUCCACCAGGAGACAGAGGACAGAGAUAUUACUAAUGAGGAGCAUCUGGACCAAACGGAAACCUCUGAAAUCACGAGAGAGGUCGAGAAGCCUGAAAGCGUAAAGGAAGAAAUUAAGGAGACUAUAAAGCCAGAGUGUGAAGUAGAAUCGUUAGAGAAAGAGAUGUCCAGGCUUGAGGUUGAGCAAGGGUUGAUUGUGAAGGAUGAUUCUGAACGUAAGGAGGACGGUGUUCAAAAAGAUGAGGCGAUUCAUGGAAGAGGAGACUCCGCCACCUCAUCUGAGAAAUCCUCUCCACUCACUUGCUCGGAAUUGACCCACUCGAUUCACGGUAUCCAACUCGAGGGAUUGUCCAGCAUGAGCCCCUCCUCCGCCUUGGCAGGGGAGGAGGAUGGUCUUGUAUUUAAAAGCAUGGAGGAUAGCUACCAUCACACGGAACCAGGCAAAGAGUCCACUGGCAAUUUCCACACCUGGAACCAGAGACAUUUAACAUCAUCAUCAUCCAGUAGUAGAGAGAGCACUCCUACUCCUUUGACCACGCUUUUUAAUGAGCAAUCAUCCCUGUCGUCACAGCAACAGACAGGACCGGAAUCAGACCAUUGGAAGCAAUGUCCGAGAACCUCAGAUAUGGCUAUUUCUGAUGACACGGUCACAGGUGUUACCCCUUUAUCCUCUCCGGAUAUUAAUCUCCAACGGUUGUUCGACCUAGCCCCGCCCACCUCCUCUGAAUCCACCCUACCUAAAGACACUACAGGAAGCACCAAUGCACGGCAGCUUGAUGCAAAUACAGCUAGAGGGAAAAGAUCUGCUGUCCUGUGUACACACAGGAAGAUGGACAGGGUCUCCACUCCUGGCAAGCCCUCUAUCAGCACCAGCAGGAGGAGCAAUACAAGAUGGCAGUGUACGACCUGUCCUUUCACCAGUGACACGGCGCGACGCGUUGAGCGCAAGAACCAGCAUCACCAGCGUGAGCUGUGCCAGUCCUCCACGCGCGGUUCCUCUCACUCUGGCAGUCACUCAUACAUGCCACUCCUCCGGCCUUAUCACUCCGGCCUUAACAGGCAGCGCGACCAACGGCGAAUCCAGCGAGAGAACGUGGCCAUUCGAAAGCGUUUGGAGGCUGUAAGGCCGACACCAGGAAUGACCCGAAUAGAACAGCUCACAGACUACCAGCGCCAAGCCGGAUACCUCGGAAUACCUACGGCUCCCUUUAGGUCCACAUCAGCGUAUUCGGAGGAGGAGUGA
This is a messenger RNA of Clarias gariepinus (North African catfish), 1413 nucleotides long. RefSeq names its product cilia- and flagella-associated protein 97-like. Lineage: Eukaryota; Metazoa; Chordata; Actinopteri; Siluriformes; Clariidae. The record is from RefSeq and is a predicted model, not a curated record. Gene Ontology annotation, biological process: spermatogenesis. The transcript has 5 exons. The coding region runs from base 79 to 1413 and encodes 444 amino acids.